This is a messenger RNA of Aegilops tauschii subsp. strangulata, 2592 nucleotides long. Its product is annotated as probable pre-mRNA-splicing factor ATP-dependent RNA helicase DEAH3. Lineage: Eukaryota; Viridiplantae; Streptophyta; Magnoliopsida; Poales; Poaceae. Gene Ontology annotation, cellular component: intracellular anatomical structure. Gene Ontology annotation, molecular function: ATP binding; RNA helicase activity; RNA binding. The record is from RefSeq and is a predicted model, not a curated record.
AAUCCGGCGACUCUUCCAGAAACGGGAGCUAGGGUUUCGCCUCUCCACCCGGCCCUCUCUCCCGCCUAUUCCUCCUCCGCGCACCAGCGACCCCUCUCCCCGCCGCCAUGGGGACGGAGCGGAAGCGCAAGGUGAGCCUCUUCGACGUUGUCGACGAGACCUCCGUAUCCGCGAAGCUCGGCCGCGCCGGCAUCAAUGGUGCCGCCGCCGCCGCCGCGGCCAAUCCGUCCAUCAACCGGUGGAACGGCCGGCCCUACUCGGCGCGCUACCUAGAGAUCCUCGAGAAGCGCCGCACGCUCCCCGUGUGGCAGCAGAAGGACGAGUUCCUCCGCGUCCUCCGCGACAACCAGACCCUCAUCCUUGUCGGAGAAACCGGAAGUGGCAAGACCACUCAGAUCCCCCAAUUUGUGCUCGAGGCUGAAGGUUUGAGCAACCGUUCUAUGGUUGCCUGCACCCAGCCGCGUAGGGUUGCUGCAAUGUCGGUCUCUCGGCGUGUCGCGGAGGAGAUGGAUGUCACAAUCGGGGAGGAAGUUGGUUACAGUAUCCGAUUCGAAGAUUGCAGCAGUCACAAAACUGUUCUCAAAUAUUUGACAGAUGGUAUGCUUCUGAGAGAAGCAAUGGCAGACCCACUUUUAGAGAGGUACAAGGUGAUUGUUCUUGACGAGGCUCAUGAGCGCACGUUGGCAACGGAUGUUCUGUUUGGGCUUCUGAAGGAAGUUCUAAAGAACAGGCCUGACUUGAAGCUUGUUGUUAUGAGUGCUACUCUUGAGGCAGAGAAGUUUCAGGGUUAUUUCAGUGGUGCACCAUUGAUGAAAGUUCCUGGUAGACUUCAUCCGGUUGAGAUCUUCUAUACUCAGGAACCAGAAAGGGACUAUCUAGAAGCUGCUAUCAGGACAGUUGUGCAGAUACAUAUGUGUGAACCUGCUGGUGAUAUCCUUGUAUUCCUUACUGGAGAAGAGGAGAUUGAGGAUGCGUGUCGGAAAAUAAACAAGGAAGUUAAUAACAUGGGUGAUCAGGUUGGCCCAGUUAAAGUCGUGCCGUUGUACUCUACUCUCCCCCCUGCAAUGCAGCAGAAGAUUUUUGACCCUGCUCCACCUCCAUUGAAAGAGGGAGGUCCUGCUGGAAGGAAAAUUGUUGUGUCCACAAACAUUGCUGAGACAUCCCUAACCAUCGAUGGUAUAGUGUAUGUUAUAGAUCCAGGGUUUUCCAAACAGAAGGUUUACAAUCCAAGGAUAAGGGUGGAAUCCCUUUUGGUGUCUCCAAUUUCCAAGGCAAGUGCGCAUCAGAGAGCUGGUCGUGCUGGAAGAACACAGCCUGGGAAGUGCUUCAGGUUGUACACAGAGAAGAGUUUUAAUGGUGAUUUACAGCCUCAGACCUACCCAGAAAUUCUUCGGUCAAACCUGGCGAAUACAGUUCUUACUCUGAAGAAGCUUGGAAUUGAUGAUUUGGUGCAUUUUGACUUCAUGGAUCCUCCUGCACCCGAAACUCUAAUGAGGGCCUUGGAAGUUCUGAACUACUUGGGGGCACUCGACGAUGAAGGCAACCUAACAUCUUUAGGUGAAAUGAUGAGUGAGUUCCCCUUAGACCCACAGAUGUCAAAGAUGCUUGUCAUCAGUCCAAGGUACAACUGUUCAAAUGAGAUCCUCUCAAUAUCUGCCAUGCUAUCAGUACCCAAUUGCUUUCUCCGGCCUAGGGAGGCACAAAAGGCUGCUGAUGAGGCGAAGGCUCGAUUUGGGCACAUCGAUGGGGAUCAUCUGACACUUUUGAACGUGUACCAUGCAUACAAGCAAAACAAUGAGGAUCCUACAUGGUGUUAUGAGAAUUUUGUCAAUGCCCGGGCGAUGAAGUCUGCUGAUAAUGUUAGACAACAACUUGUCCGCAUCAUGACCAGAUUCAACCUCAAGAUGUGCAGUACAGACUUCAACAGUCGUGAGUACUAUGUCAACAUCAGGAAAGCAAUGCUUUCAGGGUACUUUAUGCAGGUUGCUCAUCUGGAGCGAACUGGGCAUUACUUAACCGUAAAGGAUAAUCAGGUUGUCCAUCUUCAUCCCUCGAAUUGCAUGGACCAUAAGCCGGAGUGGGUCAUCUACAAUGAAUAUGUUUUGACCACCAGGAAUUUCAUCCGCACAGUCACCGAUAUCCGUGGAGAGUGGCUUAUCGAUAUAGCUCCACAGUACUAUGAUCUGACCAAUUUCCCAUCAUGCGAGGCCAAGCGUGUUCUUGAGAGGCUACACAAUAAGAGGGAGAGGGAAAGUGCUGCUAGUAGGAACUGAAUUGAUGUCAUUCUUCUGGUCCCUUGGAUGGCAGCGCUGCCAAAGGCUUUGGACAUCACUGUUGGCCUCCACCAUUGUCAUGAUAUCUUCCAUGUCGUAGUUUUUCAGUAUUGUGGACGGUGAAAUCACUAUAUACGACAUAUGUCAAAUGUCCCUCUGCUACUGCAUUACGAAUUAGAUGCUUGUUUUCCCUCUGUUUUAGAAGGUGUAGGUUAUCAUACAUUAAUUAUGUGUCGGUCUCCAUAUUUUUGGUGUAUCAAACGCUGUUGUUUACUUUGUACUUCAGCAUCCUUUUGGCUAGUUUUCACGGAAUUACUGA